AUGACUUUGCUCACUAGAACCCGUGCGCGUUUGGCGCCACCUACAAAUAAACGUACGCGGGACGAGAGCCUUUGGCACACUUCCGAUUACUUCCCUUGUAUUGGAAAUGGCUCAGAGACCUGGUGUGACUUGGACUUUGUGAACAUAUAUGUUUUGCAGUCCUUAGGUGAAAGACAUUGUGAAGACUGCAAACUGGAUUCCCUACUGAACCCAUCAGACCUCACGGCCACGCCCAAAAUCUCUGACUCGAAGAAGAAGAACUUCAAGAUCUGGUUCAGCCCUAAAAGUCGUAAAUUACGGUGUUGUGUCGAGAAGCCUGUUGCCAUAAACUUACCAAAUGGAGAUCGGGAAAAACCCACCACGUCACCAUCAUCCAAACCUCAAGACCUGUCCGUCUUUAACUUCACCUCUUCCUCCCAGGAGUCUGAGUCUUCCAGCCCUUUGAGAGAGAAGGUGAAUAAGAAAACAAAGUCGAAGAGGGUCCGUCCAGCCUACAAACAAGCACGCCGUGCUAAAAGCCCCAAACCGCAGACUCGGGUGAAGCAGGAAUAUAAGAGGCUGAAACUAGAAGCAGUCAACCAUCAGUGGGGCUUUGGUAAAGAAGCUGCUUUAGACAGCAAGGAUGAAGAGAAGCUGAGCUCUGGAGAUGACAACAGAAGGGUUGGUAAGAAAGUGUCUUUCGGAUGCAUGGGCAGUCUGCCUGGGGUACCUCAGAAUUUGCUGUCCCAAGAUGAGACUCAGGAUCUCAGUUUGGAUGAAAGCAUCCUUGACAAUCUAGAAGUGGGUGAAACUCAAAACUCCUAUAAUGAGGUUCUGAAUGAAAACGCUCAGAGUCCUCCACAACCUUCUCCUUCGGGAACACUUAAGAGAGAGAACCAGGACGGUGAUGAUCCGCAGAUGACACCAAAAAGACCCAGAUCUAGUCCAGGAGGCAGGAGGAGAUUAUCUAGAAGUGCAUCACUAUCCACACCUCACCCUCCAGCUGGAAACCCCUCUAAUAGGUUGAGAACUUCCAGACUGUCACUUUCAGGGAGAAAGAGGUCACCAGUUACGUCAGUCUUUGGGGGAAGUCAAGGUGCGCGAAGUAACCGAGGGUGUCUUACGUACAUGAAGAGGAACCACAUGGGAGAGACGCCACUGCACUUGGCUGCGAUAAAGGGUGAUGUGGAGGGGGUACGGAAGCUCCUUGCUCUGGGUGUCGACCCCAACCUGAAGGACAAUGCAGGCUGGACGCCAUUGCAUGAGGCUUGUAAUCUUGGUCACCUGGGAGUGGUGGAGGAACUGCUACAGCAGGGGGCGCUUUUGAACACUCCAGGUUAUCAGAACGACUCUCCGCUACAUGACGCUGUGAGGAGCGGACAUGUGGCGGUGGUCAAACUCUUGGUUAAACACGGAACGUCUCAAACUGUUCUGAAUAUGUUUGGCCUGCGGCCUGUGGAUUAUGCACUGACUCCAGAAAUGCGGGAUGUCCUAAGAACAACCCCCGAGGCACCCGAUCCUGUGACAGCCCCCCUGGUCCAACCAGCCAGCCUCAGUAAGGCGUCAGGGUGUGUGCGGGAGACCGCUCCGAUGGUGCUGAUUGGCAGUCAGCUGACGCCAGCUCAAAGAAAGCAGCUUUUUAAAGCGGCUCAUCUGCUUGGAGGGAAACCAGUAGAGUCUUUUUCUAAUGCAGUAACCCAUGUGGUUGUUCCAGAUGCUUCCAACCAGUUGUCUACCCUAACCACGCUUCAGGGCAUCCUCAAUGGCUGCUGGAUCCUUCGUUUCAGCUGGGUGUGUUGUAGCCUUCAGGCAGGCAUCUGGGGCGAAGAGAGCGUUUACGAGACAGGUGAAGGCCCCCCACGUGCCCGUGCAAACAGAGACAGCCUGCUGCCUCGACUCUUUGAUGGCUGCUUCUUCUACAUGAUGGGUUCCUUUCACAAACCACCUAAAAAUGACCUGCUUCCGUUAAUCAAAGAUGGAGGAGGUCACCUUCUGAACCGCCAGCCUAAACCCGACAGUGAUGUCACACAAACCCUGUGUGCAGCGGCCUAUCACGCUCAGCCUGGUUCAGACCAAGCUCUCUGCACCCAGUAUAUCUUAUAUGAUCCUCAAAGCUCCUACAAACCCUCAAAGGUCCGUGUCGGAAAGGUCUGGUCGGCUCCAUCAACUUGGCUUGUGGACUGUAUAGCUGCCUUUCAGCUCUUGCCUGUGCCAGAGCUCUAGAGCACGUCCCUGCUGUACUUUGCAUUUAACUUUUAUGCCAUUAAAAUAACUCGUUAUCUGUUGGAGACAAAGUUUUUUUUUUUCUUAUCAGAAGACAGAAAUCCUAAGAACGAAUCGUAAUUACAGCGUUUUCAGCAAGCUUUUGUAUGUGUGUGGAAAAAAAUAAA
Molecule: messenger RNA, 2369 nt
Organism: Triplophysa dalaica
Lineage: Eukaryota; Metazoa; Chordata; Actinopteri; Cypriniformes; Nemacheilidae
Gene: bard1
Product: BRCA1 associated RING domain 1
Exons: 12
Coding region: 1-2202 (733 amino acids)
Molecular function (GO): protein binding
Source: RefSeq, a predicted model, not a curated record